AUGACGGAAGAAAAAUGUAUUUUUAUUAUUCUACCUGAUGUCACUAAUAAUUUUAAAGAUGAUGAAGUUAUAGAAAAAUUAGAGGAAAAAAAUUUUAUAAUUUUAAAUAAAAAAAAAGUGCACUUAACAAAACUUGAUAUAAAAGAGAUAUUUACUUACAAGCCUGAACAAUACAAUAAUAUAGAUGAUUUCUAUGAAUAUAUAGAAAGCGGCUUGAGUGUUAUUUGUUUAAUAGAGCACCGAGAUGGAGAAGCACGCACAAAAUUAAGACGUUUAAUAAAGCAUACGUCGAUAAUUAUAAAGGACGAAUCCUAUUUCGAAUGCUUGGAAUAUCAGUGCAAUUUACAAUGUAAAGACAUACCAUUUUAUUUCAGCAAAAAUGAGUGGUAUUUUAUUCGAGACAUGAAUUAUUUUUUCCCUCCACUCGAUAAAACUAAUUUGGAAAGAAAUUUAAUAAUAAUAAAACCCGAUGUUAUAGAAAAAAACAAAAUAAGUGAUGUAAUAAAUGACAUAUUGAAUUUUAAUUUAUUAAUUGUUUCUGUAAAAAGAGAGAUACUAACUAUUGAGAAAGCAAAAAGACUUUAUGAGGAUAUAGUGGAUAAGGAAUAUUAUAGCAGCUUGAUAGAUUUCAUGAGCUCAGACAAAGGAAUAGUUUGUCUUAUUGUAGAGGGAAUAAAUUGUAUAAGCCGAUGUCGAAUACUAUGUGGUGAAUCUUUAUCAAAAAUGAAUUUUGAAGAUAUUCCAACUAGCUGUUUAAAAAGGAAAUAUGGGACUAACGAAAUUAUGAACGGAGUGCACCUUCCUGAUGAUUGCAAAAUAGACAAAGAAAUAAAUAUGUUUUUUUCUAAAAGCCAAUUUAAAAAUGAAAAUGUAAUUUUAGUAAUAAAAAAAAGUUUGGGAAAUCCUGAAAAAUUAACAAUGUUAAGAAUGUAUUUAAAGAAUUAUGGGUUUAAGAUAUUAGAAGAGAAAAUAGUUAAAAAUGAUAAAAAUGUUUUAAAGGAGUUAGAAAAAGAAGGAAUAAAUAAAAUAGCUAAUUGGGAUAAAGAGAAAUUUAUGAUAAUUAUAAUUUUAUCUAGAAUAAAUUGUAUUACUUGUUUAUUUUAUUUAAUGGGAUCAAAAAAUGUAAAUGAAUCCAAAAUAAAAAGACCAAAUAGUAUUAGAAGUAUAUUUUGUAUAAAUAAUGAUGAUAUUAUUUUAGUAAAAAAUAUAAAUAACAUCAAAUUUUUAACAAAAAAAUUUUUUAAUAAUGGAAAAUAUAAUGAUAUAAUUACAGUAGAACAAAUAAAUAAUUUUUUUUUUUGUAAAAAUUUUAAUUUUUUUAAAAAUAGACAUGAUAAUAUAAAAUUAAAGAAUGUUUUUAUUGAAUGCUUUCGAAAUUUAUGUCAAGAAAAGCCAAAUGCCAAUAUUGCAAACAUGUGGAUAAGUCAAUGGAUAGACAAAUACAUGAAUUUAAAUUUAGAUAAUUUAGAUAAUUUAGAUAAAAAUGUAAAACGGCAUAAUGAUAUAUGUUAUAGUAACCAGCAUGAGGGAUAUACAUGUGAAGAUAUGGAGUCCAAAAGCGAAAAAAAAAGCGAAAAAAAUGAAAAAAAGAAUAAAAACUUUAUAAUAAUACCAAAUAUAAAUGAAACAAACGAAGUGAGCGAAAUAAAAAUAAUAAAAUAUUUUGAAAAAUUAAAUUAUAUUAAUUUGAAUCUUAAUGAGUUAUGUAAUAAUGAAGAAAAAAAUAAUUCUUUACUUGGAAAAAAAAUUGAAUAUACAAAAAAAAAAUAUAAAAAUUUAACUGUCGAAUUAACAAAAAGGGUUUUAAAAAAAACAUUAGAAAAAAAUAAAUUAUAUAAUAAAUUUAUUCUAACAAAUUUUUCACAUAUUAUUGAUAUUUCAAAUUUAAUAAAAAAUGAAAUAAUUUCUGAUUCUUUUUGUCUACUUGGAAAUUUUGCGAAUAAAGUUGACUUAAAAAAAAAUUUGAAUAAAAAUAAUGACUAUAACGAUUUUUUUUUAUUUUUAAAAGAUAAAAAUAUAAAUGGAAUUGGACAAUUUGAGUGUAAUUCUAUAGGACAAGAAUUUUUAAAUAAAGGGAAAAUACUUAUAUAUAGAAAUAUAGAUAAUUAUUAUCUUGAAUUUAAAAAAAAAUUUAAAAAUAAUAUAAUAAUUUUUUUGGGUGUUAAAACAAAAAAAUUACAAAAUAUUAUUAAUUUUCUUAUAGAUAAUUAUAAUUACAUUUUUAUAAAUCAUUUAUCUUUGUCAAAUGGUAAAACUAGAUGCAUAAACAAAAGAGGAGAUGAAGAGAACCACUAUGAUUCCACUAUUGGAGGAAUACAUUACAAACAAAACUAUGAAAAUAAUGACGACACAGAUGAAUAUUUUUUGUCUGAGACAUAUUCUCCUGACUCUUCAUCUCUCAUCUAUUCGAAUAUUAUUGAAAAAAUUAUUAAAUUGCAAAAUGAUAAUUAUAAAAAUAUGAUUUUAUGCAACCCUCCAAUUAACGAAAAGUAUAUUAACUUGGUCAUAAAAAAGACACACUCAAAUAUAAAAUAUUUUUAUUUUGAUUCUAAAAGGGAUCUACAAUUUAAAGAAGUGUUCACUAAAGGGGUGGGUGGAAAAGAAAAUUUGUCUAAUAACUAUAAGAGUAUACUAAGUUACGAGUUUUAUCAAAAUGAAAUAGCAAAAAAAUUGAAAGAUAAUCCAAAUUUUUUUAAAUUCAAUUUGAAUGAAAAAGAAAAUGAUGUAACACAAAAUUGUAAUAAUUAUUUAUAUAAUAUUUUUGACAUUUUAAAAAAAAAAAUUAUAUUAAUAUGUAAUACAACCAAUAUAGAUGUUAGUUUUAUUGGGUUGUAUUUGCAAUAUAAAUAUCCAGAUAUUAUUUUUUGUGAUAUGAAUAAUAUGAAUAAUAUGAAUAAUAUGAAUAAACAUGACGAAGUUUCUUAUAAAAAUAAGAAUACAAGAAAAUUUGUAGAUGACGUUUUCGAUAAUUUGAAUUAUGAUAAUGAAGAAUAUCAAAAUAAAAUAUUAAUAAAUACAAUAAUAGAUAAAAUGUUAUAUUUUACUUCACAAACUAAUUCUAAUUAUUUUAUAUUUUCAGAAUUUCCUACUAAUUUAAAAUUAAUAGAUUUACAAAAAUUGAGUUUUUUUUUUGAAAUAAAAUUAUGUAUAUUUAUAGGAAAUGAUAUUUCUUAUUUAUCAAAUUUCGAAUUUUCAAAAAGCUUCCAAACAUCUUUUAGUUCAAUUUUUUAUUAUUUUAAGAUUACAGAUUCAUUAUUAAUAUUAGAUUUAAAAGAUGAGAAAUUUAAAAUAAAUAAUGUUAGACAUAUAGAAUCAGAUUAUGUUAAUAUUGACGAAAUAAAAAAUGAUACUUGUUUGAUUGAAAAGGAGAAUAAAAUAUUGGAAAUAAAUGAAGAAUCUAAAGAGAAAUCCAAUUCUGUGGAUUCAUUUUUAGAUGCAAAUUUGAUCAAUAUAAAAAAUGAGACUCAAAUUAAUGAUAAUGUAAAAAUCAAAAUUUUGAUGGAAAUAGAAAAAAAAAUAAAACCCAAAUUAAUUAUUUAUAAUUGUCCAGAUACAUAUGAUUUAAAAAAAUAUUUAAAAGAAAAAAAUAAUCAAAAUAAAAAUGACAAAUUUAAAUUUAUAUUUUAUGAAGACAUUUUCAAAGAUGUACAUGCAUCUAUUGUAGAAAAUGAAUCAGACGAGUAUUUGAAAAAGUUACUAAAAAAAAAAAAAGAGCAAAUAAAAAUUCAAGUGUAUAUAAAAUAUUUAGAAGACAAAUUAGGAAGCUCAACCAACUUCUUGUUCUCAAACAUCGUUCUGCUCGAUCUCCAAAAUGAAGAAGCGAAAGAAAAAGAGAAAGAAGAAGAGGGAGAAACGAAAGAAGAGGAAACGAAAGAGGGGGAAGUGAAAGAAGUGAAAGAAAAAGAGAAAGAAGAAGAGGGAGAAAAGGAAGAGGGAGAAAUGAAAGAAGAGGAAGUGAAAGAGGAGGGGGGCGAAAUGAAAGAAGAGGAAACGAAAGAAGAAGAGGUAGAAAAGGAAGGGGGCGAAGUGAAAGAGGGCGAACUCUUCAAACUUGCUGAACUAAAAAAAAUAAUACACUUCAUUUAUUUCAAAAAAGUUGAGGGAUAUCAAAAAGGAGAAGAGAUAAAUUUGCCAAUUUUGAAUGAUUAUAAAAUAGUAAAAUAUCAAAGUUCGAAAAAUGAGAAAGAUAAUAUAGCUACCGAAAUAUCUAAGAUGGAUGAUGAUAUUAAAAAUGAUCAAGUAGAAUUAGAAUUAAAAUUAGAAAGUAGUUUUAAUUUGAUUAGUGGUAUAGAAUAUAAUGAAGAAGAAAAGGAAGAUGAAAAUUUGUCAUAUAAAAAAGAGGAAAAAAAAUUGAGUUUGGAAAAUAGCCAAGUCAAUGACAUAAUAAAAAAUGAAGAAAAAUUCAAGACAAAAAAAUGUAGCGAAGAAGAAGAAUAUAAUAAAAAAUGGAAACAUAAAAUAAAUUCACUUUUAAAUAAGUAUCCAAAUAUAGAACAUAGUUGUAUAUAUUUAAACAGAAAUUUGCCAAAUAAUUGUGAUAAUAUAUUUUGUCCAAAAAUUAUUAUUUUAUUUAUGCCACAAAAUAUACAUUUACAAUUUUAUAUAUCAUUUAUGAUAUGUUCAGUUUUAAAAAAUUUUAUUUCUAUCAACAUGGAGAAUGUAUAUAUAGAGGAAUGUGUAAAAGGCAAGAUCAAAAAUAAAAUCAAAAGGGGGCGAAAAGGAGGACGAAAAAAUAAUGGAAAUUGUGGAAAUGGAAAUUGUGGAAAUGGAAAGUGCGGAAAUGGAGAGUGCGGAAAUGGAGAGUGCGGAAAUGGAGAGUGCGGAAAUGGAGAGUGCGGAAAUGGAGAGUGUGGAAGUGGAGAGUGUGGAUGUGGAGAGUGUGGGCAUAUAAAAAACCAAUGGUUGGGGAAUAAUAAUGGAAUACAAAAUUCAGAUGAUCCUAUUGAAAUAAAAACAAUAUUUGAAAGAGUAAUUAAUAAAAUAAAAAAUACAGAAAAUAACAUAUUAUUAACUGGUUUCCCAAUUAUUAAAAAUAAAUAUAAGAUUUCUGAUUAUUUCUAUCAAUUUAAUUUUUUAAAAAAUUAUAAAAUUGAUGGGAUCAUUUCUUUUUAUUUUAACACCUCAUAUUUUGGCAACUUAAAUUGUGAUGAAAAUAUUUCCAUAGAUAAAUAUGAAGACUUUACAAAAUUUAUUAAUAAGGAAUUUGGAUAUAAUCAUAAAUUAUAUUUUAAAACCAUAAAUGAUCAAAAUGAUAUUACCAAUGCUCUUACAAAUGUUUAUGAUAUGUUUCAAUUUCCUUGA
Plasmodium yoelii is the source of this 5301-nucleotide messenger RNA. Its product is annotated as nucleoside diphosphate kinase, putative. Gene Ontology annotation, molecular function: nucleoside diphosphate kinase activity. The coding region runs from base 1 to 5301 and encodes 1766 amino acids. The record is from RefSeq and is a predicted model, not a curated record. The transcript has 7 exons. NCBI's taxonomy places the organism in Eukaryota, Apicomplexa, Aconoidasida, Haemosporida, Plasmodiidae.